Messenger RNA from Hansenula ciferrii, 1179 nucleotides. It is a transcript of the gene BIO2, whose product is annotated as biotin synthase. Gene Ontology annotation, cellular component: mitochondrion. The record is from RefSeq and is a predicted model, not a curated record. Gene Ontology annotation, molecular function: 2 iron, 2 sulfur cluster binding; biotin synthase activity. Bases 1 to 1179 code for a protein of 392 amino acids. Gene Ontology annotation, biological process: biotin biosynthetic process. Lineage: Eukaryota; Fungi; Ascomycota; Saccharomycetes; Phaffomycetales; Wickerhamomycetaceae. The transcript has a single exon.
AUGAGACCAAAUACAAUAAACACAUUGGUUCGUGGUUUAAGACCAUUUCAUAGUUCAAUAAAGAAUGCUAGUCCUCCAGCUGUUUCAGCAGCCGCUGUCGAGAUGGAUCCAGAACCAGAAUUCUUCCCACCAACACCUUCAAAAUCUGCUUUAGAAUUAGCAAUGACUACAAAUAAACCACUACAUGCUUGGUCAAGAGAACAAAUAAAAGAAAUCUAUCAAACUCCUUUAAUUGAAUUGAUGCAUUCAGCUCAAUUACAACAUAGAAAAUAUCAUGAUCCUACAAAAGUUCAAUUAUGUACUUUGAUGAACAUUAAGAGUGGUGGUUGUACUGAAGAUUGUAAAUAUUGUUCACAAUCUAAUCGUUAUAGUAAAGACACUGGUGUCAAGGCUGAAAGAAUGGUUCAAGUCGAUGAAGUUAUUGAAGCUGCUAAAGAGGCUAAAGCUAAUGGAUCAACAAGAUUUUGUAUGGGUGCUGCAUGGAGAGAAAUGACUGGUAGAAAGAAUGGGUUGAAAAAAGUUGGUGAAAUGGUUAAAGCUGUCCAUGAUAUGGGGAUGGAAAGUUGUGUUACUUUAGGUAUGAUUAAUGAAGAACAAGCUAAAGAAUUGAAAGAUGCUGGUCUUACAGCUUAUAACCAUAAUAUUGAUACUUCAAGAGAACAUUAUAAAAAAGUUAUCACUACAAGAAGUUACGAUCAAAGAUUGAAAACAAUUAAGAAUGUUCAAAAUUCAGGUAUUAAAGCUUGUACUGGUGGUAUUUUAGGUCUUGGUGAAACUGAAGAUGAUCAUGUUGGAUUCCUUUAUACAUUAUCAAACAUGUCACCACAUCCAGAAUCUUUACCAAUUAACAGAUUAGUUCCAAUCAAAGGUACUCCAAUGUAUGAAGAAGUUAAACACAAAAGAGUUAAACUUGAUGCAAUUGUUAGAACUAUUGCCACUGCAAGAUUGAUUAUGCCAGAAGCUAUUAUCAGAUUAGCAGCUGGUAGAUAUACAAUGAAAGAACAUGAACAAGCUAUGUGUUUUAUGAGUGGAUGUAAUGCAGUUUUCACUGGUAAACAAAUGUUAACAACUCAAUGUAAUGGUUGGGAUGAAGAUAAAGCAAUGUUGAAAAGAUGGGGUCUGGAACCUAUGGAAAGUUUUAGUUACAAACCAAAAGAAGUUCAUGCAUGUUCUGCUUGA